AUGAAUAAUAGUUGUCCAGGUGUCACGGAAAAGGACAAGUUUAUUAUUAGGAGGAAUCUGAUAUUAUUUGAUGAGGACGAAGAAUUUAAAAGAUUAACAGAUAUUCGCAGCUCAUACAUUCCACUUUCAAGGGCUAUGCAUAGUAGUAGCCCAAAUUUUAAAGAGGCUAAGGUAGCUUCACGGGGUUGCAAAACUUAUAGACAGUCUGAAGACAUUAAUGGAGAUAACUCACACGAAAUUAGUACACUCAACAAUUACUUUUUUGAUGGCGGCAACCCUCAUCCGACAACUAACAACACCAUAAAACUAGCUACAAAUUGGGAUGACACGGACAAAUAUAUUAAUUUUAGUGUUUGUGAGGAAUUAACUCCCGUUACGGAUUACAAAAAUUGUAUCAUAGAUCAGGACCCUUUAUUAUUGGCAGAUUCGCCUCUAAAUAUGUCAGUUUCAACAGAUAUGAUUGACAACGACCUAGGAAGCGCUUAUUCAGAGCUUGACUUCCACAGUAACUAUGAUUUUGAAGACUACAGCAUUUCCUAUGAUAAUAACUACAGAGGUGACUACUUCAACGACUCCACUGAAGAUGUUUCUCCAAAUUUCUCAAAAUCUACAAAUUAUACUUCUAAACUUCCAAUUGAAAUCAUUCAUACCCAGCCACAUAAAUUGAUAAAUCCAAAGAUUUUAUCAACUACUUUUGAUAUAGAGUUGUCAUCCUUCAUAAAUGAAGAAACCUACCUUCUAUCAUCAAAAUAUUCAGAAGCCUCUUCUUUCUCCUCAAUCUUUUCAUAUGAUAUAGACAACAUCCAAAAUAUUGCUUCCAUAACAAACUCAUCUGGUGAACUAAUGAAAGAAGCAAAUUUUUGCAAUGAACAAAAUGAAAGAGACUCUGUUGUUACAAUAAAAUUGGAAACCAAGAACAAUAAGAAAACCACCAAAUAUUCAAUAAAGAAAGAAACCCACUUUCCUAUUCCCGAUCAACAUAAAUUUAAUGAUAACAUAGAGUAUUACUAUUAUUUUGAUCCUGAUGAAGGAAACCCAAUAAUUCUACCUGAGUAUCCCCCAUUAAGAACCUAUGAAGUAUCAACAGGGUUCAAAAAGAAAAAACGAAUAAAUAAGGAACCCAAACCAGUGAUAAAAACAAAAAAAUCACAAGCAAAUUCUUAUGUCCACCGUACAUCUAAGAAUAGAAUACGUAAGUCUAAGGAUUCGAAGAGUAAUAAGGAAUUUUUUACUUCAUUACUCUCAAAAUUAGAUAGAUAUUGCGUUAAUGCCUACGGUAGACGCUCAAGAAACCAAGAAUAUUAUGAUAAAGUUAGGUUCCAGGAAAUUUUGUAUAAGUUCAGCAAGACCUAUUUUUAA
Molecule: messenger RNA, 1359 nt
Organism: Nakaseomyces glabratus
Lineage: Eukaryota; Fungi; Ascomycota; Saccharomycetes; Saccharomycetales; Saccharomycetaceae
Gene: IME1
Product: transcription factor IME1
Source: RefSeq, a predicted model, not a curated record